AUGCUGGCUCGGUGGUGCAGUGGCUAUAUAAAGCGCAGCUGUGGCCUAAAACAGACAUUAUCAGUCCAGAGUCAUCCACUAGACAACCACAGCAACAUGUUCAAAAUUCUCAUCAUUGCCGCUCUCGUUGCCUGCGCCGUGGCCAAGCCUGGCGUCGUUGCACCACUCGCCUCACCACUGGCCGCCUCUGUGGCCUAUGCGAAUGCACCACUUUAUGCCGCUGGGGGCAGCAGCCAGGUGGAUAUCCGCAACAACUAUGACGGCACUCAGUCCUCCUACACCACGGCACCCUUCGAGCUGACACCACCCUACUCCAGCCGCUAUGUCUCCGGUAUUCCAGCUGCCUAUGCCGCCGCCGCUCCCUACGCCGCUGCUCCACUGGCUGCUCCUUUGGCCUCACCAUACGCAGCACCCUACACCCUUGGCUCACCCUUCGCAGCGCCCUAUGCCGCUCCCUAUGCCGCUCCCUAUGCCGCAGGCUAUGCCGCACCCUAUGCAGCACCCUAUGCUGCACCCUACAGCUUCCCCGCUCCUGGUCCAGUUGUGGUCUAGAUAUGUCUUCAAAAUCUGAAUUGUUUCCCUAGCGAAUUUUCUGUUAAUAAAAUCGUUAUUUUAAACUAAAAACUA
Molecule: messenger RNA, 627 nt
Organism: Drosophila virilis
Lineage: Eukaryota; Metazoa; Arthropoda; Insecta; Diptera; Drosophilidae
Product: cuticle protein 76
Source: RefSeq, a predicted model, not a curated record